GGUGUGUCUCUGUUGACUCACUCCUUGCCAGUAGCGACAGAUACCGCGGCUCAAGCUGAAGUCUGCCCGUCCCACAUUCAGAGUACAGGAACAGACGAGUUCUUUUUCUCUCUUUAACGUCGACACUUAUCUAUCAUCUGUCACUUGUUGGACAAUUCACUGCGGGUGGUGUUCGGCUUCCUCCCACGGCCAAAGUCCUAUCAGAAGUUUUCGAAAAUGGCGAAGGUUUUAAUUUUCAACAUAUGCUUGGUGUUGAUUUUGUCCGGUGUGGAGUCGUGUUUUAUCCCGGGCGCUCUGUACGUAGUUGUUCCGAACAGAGUUGAGAAUGGACACUACAUAGCAACAGUUGAAGUUGCCGACUGCGACACACAAUCAAUGCACUUCACUUUGGAGGACCUGGACUUUAUAAUAUCGAAUAAUGGAGAAAUACAAUCUACGAAGACUGUGUUAGUGCCAAUAGCAGGGCGGACAUUUUCUGUGUGGGUUCAGGACAACAGUGGACCGAAAAGCGAGAUGGUAGUUCACCUUGUGCGCAGUGAACUGCCGAAAAAAGAGUCGACGGAGUUUCUAAAACGCUCCAAGAGACGUUGGAGUCCCCCACCCUUCAACAUAUUGGAGAAUGAUAAGGGACCUUAUCCAAGAGAGAUUGAAAAGAUUGUGUCGGACAGUGAAGCCAAGCAAGAAGUAUACUACACGCUCAGUGGACAUGGUGUCGAUCAGCAUCCAGUGGGAGUGUUCUCUCUUGACAAAUACUCUGGGAUGUUGAGUGUGCACAAGUCAGUCGACCGUGAGGAGUUCCCAUCCUUUACAUUAACAACCAGAGUUUUCAACAGAAAUACAAAUGCUGAGACCGACUUGCCUUUGGACAUCAACAUACUUGUAGAUGAUGUGAAUGACAACGCUCCGACAUUCAAAGACGCACUACAAUUUACUGUGUUAGAGCAAAGCGCUGAAGGAGAAGUGGUGGGAAAGGUGAAUGCUGUUGACAGAGACUUGGAAAGAAGCCUCCACGUCAAGAUCAAGUAUUCUCUCACGACAGGAUCAGAUUGGUUUAUCAUCCACCCAGAAACAGGUGUCAUCACCACCAAAACACGCAACCUGGACAGAGAGACACAAGAGAAGCAUUUGGUGACAGUAGUAAUCAAAGAUAUGGACGGUGCAGCAAAUGGUCUGUCCAACACAGGAACAGCAACCAUCACUGUGGGUGAUAUCAACGACAAUGCACCAACUUUCAAAGAAUCAGCUUAUGCAGCCACUGUCAAAGAAAAUGAAGGUGAAAAACUUAUCCUCCGAAUUCCCGUUCAAGAUAAAGAUUUAGUAAACACACCAAACUGGAAGGCAAAAUUCGCUAUAACGAAAGGAAACGAAAAUGGAAAUUUCAGAAUUGAUACUGACCCCAACACCAAUGAGGGGCUUCUGUAUGUGGCAAAGCCCUUAGAUUUCGAGAAGAACUCAAAGGUAAAUCUCGAGAUUCAGGCACGUAAUGAAGCUGAGCUGAAAGGUACCACAGACCCAUGGGUGUCCGUCCCUGUGGUGGUCUCUGUCGUCGAUGAAGACGAGGGUCCCGAAUUCUCUGCUCCCGUUGUCCGCUUCACCGUCAAAGAGAACCUACCAAAUGGCACGGUGAUAGGAAGUUACACAGCUGUGGAUCCUGAGACCAAGAGCAGCAACGGCAUCAUGUACUAUAAGCUCUCAGACCCAGGCUCCUGGAUCGAUGUCGACAAGUUUAACGGAGAGCUGAAGGUGGCAAACACAAUUGACAGAGAGUCACCGUUUGUCCAGAAUGGAAUUUACAACAUCACCAUGAAGGCUGUUGAUGCCAAGGCCAAGACAGGAACAGGAACUGUCAUCCUUAUUGUCGAGGAUGUCAAUGACAACGUGCCAACGAUCCCCACCAGCGAGUUGGUGGUGUGUGAGAAGCAAGGACAGCUCGGUUCUGUGCUGGUUGUGGCUGAAGACAACGACCAGAGUCCCUUUUCUGCCCCCUUCAGCUUCAGUUUGCCAAAAGAUCAUGAUGGCGAAUGGUCCUUGACUAGAUUUAAUGACACAGCAACAACGUUGCAGCAACUCAAAGAGCUUCCUACAGGGACAUACGAAGUUCCCGUGGAAGUUACAGAUCUGCAGGGCGCUGGUAAAAAACAGACGGCCAAAGUGAGGAUCUGCCAGUGCAGGAAUGGAGCCUGCCCGGCCAAGGAACGCUCAAUGUCAUUAGGGCCACUGGCUUUACUGGCUAUGCUGUUGCCUCUGGCUCUCCUCCUACUGCUCGGUUUACUGCUCGCAUUUUUCUGUGUGACAAAGAGAGACAAGCAAGAAGUUGAAUAUGGAGGAGACAGCGGUGGAAUCCUGCUCAAAUCAAACACUGAGGCCCCAGGGGACGAAGUGGAUUCAAGUCUCAUCAAUGUUCCCAUUGCCGGUGUUGACUCAGCAGUGAAGGGCUCAGUUAAGGGUUUGAAUACCGGUUGGAUGGGAAACAUGAGCACAAGCACAAUGGGAGGGCUUGGCACAGCUGACAAUGGGAUGUAUAACACCGGUGUUGUCACAUCCGAAAUGAAUGACUUCUAUUCUAGCCAGUAUGACCAGUACGGCACUCAAAAGUUUGGAGGUACUCUUCAGGGCAGCGGUGUGAACUAUGACAACAGAUUCAUCGCCCAGGACUCAUCUUACAUUCAGAACUGGAACACAAAUGGCCGCUAUCUUCAACAGAGGCUGGUCUAUUUUGGAGAAGAGGAGGACGGACGGUAUGCGGGCGACCUCAUGCACUCCUACGGGUUUGAGGGGGUGGGAUCUGAAGCUGGCUCUGUGGGGUGUUGCAGCGAGUUUGGCAACGACGAUAACCUCGACUUCGUUAACACGCUCGGACCAAAGUUCAAAACUCUGGGAGAAGUCUGCAGAAAGACAUGAACAAUGAAGCUCAAAAAGUAAUGGUGUUUACUUUUCACUUUACAGGAUGCUGAAAGGACGGGAUAUAAAUGCUUGCUUUGUCCCUGAAUGAGAGAAAGAACAAACAGGUGGUGUCGGCGUGCGCGCACUGCUCUUCUGUUGCCUUUUGUUGUUUGUUUUUUUUCUUUGUUGCUUUUUUGGUAAAAGUCUUAUGCACUGAAAACCACGCAGACACAGUCAGUUGUACAUACUUUGUAUUGUGUGUGAUGUAUUGUUUGCCUUUGGAGUCUUGGUUUACCAACCAUCCAUCCACGUGCUGUACCUGCCUCUUCUUGUGGAAGGUUGUGUGUUGCUGGUGAUGCAGGUUCAUAAUGCUAGUUGUAUUGAUAUUUCCAGUGAAGGGCCUUGGUGUUUUCUAUCUACUGUAUGAGUAACAACGUAUGGGUAUAUUGGUUACUGUGAAAAACCUGUGUUCACAGUAAAUGAAAAAAGAAUUUUGCAUUUGUGUGGUUGACUUCAAAAUGCUUGCUAAUUUUUUAUAGUUUUGAUAUAUUUUUUUUAAAGAAAAAUAAAACAACUACCAAAAAGGAAGUAAGAAAACUGAAUUCUUAACAUUUGACAUGUUCAUUUCAAAUGACAUUUUUUUUAGAAUUAUUUAUCAAUAUGAAGCAAUAAUGUUGAUGGUCUUCCACUGGCUUUCCAAAUCAUACAGUAAUUAUCAGUGCAAACAUUCCUCCACAGCUCUUGACCGUUGACUGGGCGUAGUUUCACCCUGUGUGUCAUUGAGGUGGUUGCAACAUACUGACAGUAAUCCUGUGAAAGUCAGCAUAAGGGCGUGAAUGUGAUGAGUGAGGUGUUACUGAUACUGCCUGCAACUGUUUGAAUACAAGACUGACUGGACACAAGAAAAGCUUAACAGAUCAGAAAAAUGUCCUUGGACGUGCUAAUUAAAGGGGAUAUUGACAUUCCCGUGUGUAUAUUAAGUUGUUGAAGUAAUUUUGCAUGGUCAUUAAAUAAUUUUUCUCCUGGUGAACUUGUGCUAUUGUAGCAGAUGUAUUUUUUUCAGUGUAAUUUAAUGGAACUUCAAUUUAGAUUUAUAAAAUUGAAUUGGUAUUGAACAGAUUAUGAGUAUUUUAGAGGUAACUGUAUCUCAACUAUAGGCCCUAAAGGCUUUGCUUGCAGCUAGGAUUCCGUGUUGCAGUAUGAUCUUAUUAACAUUAAGUUGGAAAAUAAACAACAUGCUUCCUCAUA
Molecule: messenger RNA, 4131 nt
Organism: Centropristis striata (black sea bass)
Lineage: Eukaryota; Metazoa; Chordata; Actinopteri; Perciformes; Serranidae
Gene: dsc2l
Product: desmocollin 2 like
Exons: 16
Coding region: 217-2901 (894 amino acids)
Biological process (GO): brain development; cell-cell junction assembly; regulation of synaptic transmission, glutamatergic
Cellular component (GO): catenin complex; postsynaptic specialization membrane; plasma membrane
Molecular function (GO): cadherin binding; calcium ion binding
Source: RefSeq, a predicted model, not a curated record